This is a messenger RNA of Chara braunii, 2608 nucleotides long. The record is from the annotation of a GenBank genome assembly. Lineage: Eukaryota; Viridiplantae; Streptophyta; Charophyceae; Charales; Characeae.
ACAUUCUCAGAGGGUUCCGACAUCGUCUUUUUUUUUCGCAGCUGGCGACUUUCAUCAUGUCGCAGGACCGGGGGAAGGAUCCGUCAGACUCGCUCACGACCGCCCGACAAGGUCAUAACAGAAAGACGUUUGACUCGCCGUUCAUGGUCGACCCGACAGUUGACGGCAAGCGGGACGACCCGGUGUGGCAUUUCGUGGCCAGAGGGCGUUAUUUGGAUGGGUCGACGACGACGGGCAGGAAGAGCGGUCGUCGAUGCCUGUGCAGGUUGUGCGGGCGUUCGAUUUGUGGGGGCGCUAAAGCCGUCAGGGAGCACUUCUCGAAGAGCGAGAAGUUUCGAUGUGAGGCAGCCACUCCUGCUGUGUCGAAUGCGAUCUGGUCGAAGGACAUGACAAAAUGUCCAAAGGAGUUCGUGUCGACCAUAGAAACGUUGCAGAGCCACUUGCCAGGUCAUCCAAGUUUGCAUUGGCCACCUCUUCGAUUCCCCGAGGACGCAGUGCCGCCGCUGGUUCCUCCCACCGCCCCUUCUGGAGCCGUCGCAUCGCCCAAUUCUGGGGUUCCGGCCAUUCGAGUCAUGGUACCGCGUCCUGCAACAACAGUUGCAACACGACCGGCAGCCCCGCCGUUUGCGCCGCUGGCUGGGACACGAGGUGCUCGCGAUGUGGGAGUUGGUCGUUCCACGCCAGCCAACGAGCCCCCGCCUCUGAGGGAUGGAGUGGGCUCUGCGGCAUUUGACGAGGAGAGCACACGUGCAUUUAUUGAGAGUCGCAAGUGGGGGGGGAGUGCCGGCAGUUCAGCGCCCGCGCUCGCCCCUGUUUUCAAGAGUGCUAGGCAAUCAGAUGUCGCACGGGGUGGUACUGCGGUGGCACCUGGCGCAUCACCCCGCAGUUUGUCGGAGCACCCCUGGCUGCCACCGCCACCGUCGAGAGCGGCGCAGCGUCCAAUGACUCGGUGCACUCCAGCAGGCGCCCCAGUCCACUCCACAGGAGCGGGUUUGGAGGACGGCGAGGCACGACGUGAGCCGCCUCCUCACACGAGUGACGACGGUCUAGAGGAGGGAGAGGUUGCACCCACUCCCACUUGUGGAAAGGACAGGGAGGACGAACGUCCUCCGACGGACCACAACGUCGGCCUCGACUGCCCGCCCGACAGUCUUCUGCCCACUGACGAGCUAUUCACCAUGGAUUCCGCCUUGGCAUCUCUGCCCGAUAUAUCGCUACUGAUAUCUCCCACUUUGCCGGUUGUGGCACCACCGGAGCCUGCUAGACGAGAUAACGCGCGUCGUGACAGAGGGUUCGACGAGUUUGGCGGCGACACGAUACAAGAUCCUCCUGAGUCCGGCACUCCCGCCAUUUUUCAUGUCGGUGCACCGUGGGUGGUGGAGCAGUGGUUGGCAGAGGAGGUAGCAGGGAACCGUCGUGGUGGACCGCACGUCGCAGCUCAACGUAGUCCGGAACGUUCACUAGAGGCAGCGUCUGGAGAUUUUUUGGCGCAGGGGGGUCAUGGUUCGCAGCUGUUAUCGGACGGCGUDUCAUCAGUCCAUCCACCAGAGGAGGGCCCGCAGCAAGAGCCACAUCGAGGGCCAGCAGAGACUUUAGAGGCGAGGUCUCCCGGAGUUAUCCGCUCGGACGGAGGCGAGGGCGUGAGCGAGGAUACAGCGCAGCCAGGGAGCGCAGAUGGUGGACGGUCCUUCAGGGGGGGCAUCGAGCGCAGAGGGUCAUCGACCGCACACCCCAGCAUUGUCAGGCCCAGCACACAUGACGUUGGAGACGGGCACACAGAUGAGCCUCGACCGCAUUUGACGGGGAUGCGUGACAUUAUGUGUCCACCACCCUCACGCCCCUCUGCCGCUGAUCUUGCCACCCACGGGCAGGCCGCGCCGAGCGCAUUGCCUACGAGGUCUUUCUACGACGGUGCGGGCAUGGACCGGAGGGCAGGCGAUAUCGGACAGACAUCAGCAUAUGGACCGGCAGAUGUGCCUGCGGGGGCGCGAUCGAUCGGCAACGUCGACGGCACUUGUCAUGAUUCCAUGAGAGCUUACGAGGAGCAGCAUGGGAGGCCUAUACGGGCCAAGACGAGCGAUGUCAACGACACCAGGACGGGAACUGCGAGGCUGUCACGGGCGAGGAAGAAGGGAACAGGUGUGUCGAUUCCGUAUCACCGGCGCCGCCUACAUCCUUUUUUCCGCAACAGGGACGAGACCAGACAGAUGCCAGCUGCCGCAGAUGGACAGGGUGGGGCGGAGGGAGGUGACAAAGUGGACGAAGUAGGUCGAGGUGAGAAGAGACGAGGCGGCACGAUCAUCCUCCACGACGACAACUCCACAGCCGCUGAGGGCGGUGAGACCACAGGCACCGACGAUCCUGAUGACUCCGAUUACGUCCCGAGGAUCCGUAUGGCAGACGGAGAUGACGGCGGAGGUCGUCGCGGCCCUGACGCAACACCAACUAUCCUAUCUCAGGAAUGCAACCGCAGCCUACCUGUGGCGUAAUGACCAUAAGCUCACGAGAUGCAUCAAACGGGUGGUCUGGGCCCAAGUAGCCCAACCAAGAAAAAAAGGUAGGCUGGCAAUAAUUGACCCAGGAGACCAAAUAAAAGCACUACCGUUCA